Molecule: messenger RNA, 6822 nt
Organism: Adineta ricciae
Lineage: Eukaryota; Metazoa; Rotifera; Eurotatoria; Adinetida; Adinetidae
Source: the annotation of a GenBank genome assembly
AUGAUUGUGACGGCUAUUUAUACCUUCUUCAUAAUCGGUGUAUGCGCUUUCGUAUUGAGUUUCAAUUGGAAAACGAAGCGAUUGUAUACAAAUUACACAUUAAUACCCUAUCGGAUUCCUAUCUUAGGUCAUCUGUUUGAUUUUCUCAAGGAUGCAAAUCAAUUUAUCUUUGACAAUUUUGCAAAAUAUGGCUCAAUUUUCACUGCAAAUAUUUGUGGACAACGUUUUACCUUUCUGCUCGAUGUUCACGAUCUCCUGACAAUGACGAAAAAUCCGAGCUUGGUCUUUUCUGGUAGUGAAAUGGUCACGACUAUAUUCGGUAGCCGCCGAGUAGAAAAAGAUAUUCAGGAAGAUAUAGCACAAGUUCUUCAUAAAACUAUCUAUCCACAAACGUUACAACGCUCAGAUGCAUUGAAUGCGUUGACUGUUCGCUUUGUGGAAAGUUUCCACCAGUCGUUGGAAAAAGAUCGAAUGAGUUCGAACGAAGAAUGGCGUCAGUGUACUUUGUUUGAUCUAUGUCAUCGAUUUAUUUUCGGUGCAUCCACUCGUGCACUGUUCGGAGAUAUUGAAGAUGAAGAAUUGAAAGAAUUAGAAACAAAUUUCGUUACUUUCAAUGACAAAUUCUAUGUCUUCUCUCGCGGACUUCCUGUAUGGUUUUAUAAGUUGUUCUAUCGAAGUGCAUAUCAAGCACGAGAGAAAGGAAUAAAAUUACUUAUCAAACAGCGGCCUAAUCAAAGUGAAUUUAUCACUGCUGCAAGAGAAUUCUACGAAGAGAAACACGGAGACGUGUUUUCACCGACAGAUGUUGGUGCACGUAUGAUGAUCUUCUUCUGGGCUUCAUUAGGUAACACAAUACCAGCGACAUUCUGGGUUCUCUAUUAUCUUCUGACAACGGAUAAAGGACGGGUUUUGGAAGUAUUACGGGAUGAAAUCCUCACUCAUGGUGAAAAUAUGAACGAAAUGAAAGUAGCGGAUAGUGUGAUUAACGAAACGUUGCGUCUUAUCGUUUGGAUUCGAGGACUUUCGGGCCUGGUCGACGAAGACGUUACACCGGCUGCUUUUUGGUUAACCAAUCCCAAUAACACAUUGGAGCAUAAUGCUGUGGCUGGUUGUACUCAUUACGGCUACUGGUAUCGAUUGGUUCCGAUAAUUGAUGAAUCAUCAAAUAGCACAAUUAAAGAAUACUAUCCGUACAAACAACCAUUUGGUGGUUUUUAUAACAAUAGUGUUCACAGCACAGGUUUAUAUGGCGUGUGGAUCUAUCCAGAAUACGCACCGACUAUCUCAGGCAGUUCAUCUGAUACUAGCUCAUCGAAAGCUAGUUUUGAAGGAGUAGUGUCGUGGAAAAAGAGAAAAGGCAGUGAAUACUACAAGUCAAAACCUAUUCAGAUUACGGGUUCACUCUUUUUUGAUAACACAGAUGCGAGUGUUAGUUGUAUCUAUGUGUUUUCUCAAGAGAACUCUGACUAUUCGCAAAAUCUCAUAAGGUCCUAUGAUAUCGAGAAUAGCUCAUCCGUGAUCAAUUCUAUAAUUAUCGCCUAUUCGAAUGUUUCAAAUGAACCUAUAGCGGAAUCAACAAUUGGUCUGAUCAUUCCUAGUGAUCGUGGUUUUCGUGUCUAUAAUGUUGCAUUUAUCAACUUUCUGAAAAAUAGUACGAUACCUAUUAUUGGACCAAUUUAUGUCGAGCCAUGCAAUGAUCAUUGUGCAGGUUACACAACAAAAUUUGGAAACUUAUCAUUUACUAAUGUUCAACUUCGUGCGAAAUUUCGGUGGGAUUACGAUGGUAUAUACGUUGAUGAAGAUGGAACGUUAACUAGUCAAAAUCAAUCAAUGAUUGUACUAACACAGAAUGGUCUAAAUAACGAAUCAUCUUCGUGUGCACCAGCUUCUCUGUUUGAAAAUGCUGUCCAAUGCCCGCUAUCAAAUGGGCCAUGGAUUCGCAUGACUUUAACUGAGAACUACAAUGUCUCCGGUAGUAUAAAUAAUGGGCCAUUGUUCAUAACUGAUGACAACAAUCACACAACAUAUGUGCCAUGGACUGAAGGAGGACUUUCUUAUAACAAAGGGUAUGUCGUAGCGUUGCAAGUAAAUCGAACAUAUCGUCUUGACUAUAGCGGUUCACGAAGUUGGUUAUACCAUGAGUAUUGGAUUACGCUUUAUGAUAUGGCUCCCGGCGAUUACAUUAUUAUUAAGCACAAUAUGGACAGCAAACCUGACGACAUAUAUUUCUACUCACCGAUGCGAUCAUAUUCUAGUUUAAGUUUCAAUGGCGCUUCGAUGUACGAUUCCGAAAACAAAACUUUUUCUUACAUCAUUAAGAAUUCAUCAACAUCCAGCACAUCAAACGAUGUUCAGUUACGAGUACGUUUUUAUAAAAACAGCGGUGGUGGCGGUGGAUACAUAUUUCAAACGGAAUGUUUCUAUCCCACGCCGAGACACUGGUCAAAUGAUACUGACUGGACAGAGCAGCAAACGUAUCCUAAUUGGUAUAAACAAAAACCAGGUGAUUAUCAAAACAUCACUAUUCCUUGGUGCUAUCAAAUGAUUAUUGAUCAACCACUGCCACGCAUUCAAACGCUAAGAAUCGAAGGCACUCUUGAAUUCAAAUCGGGAAUAAAUCACACGAUGUACGUUGACAAUAUCGUUAUUGAUGGCGGACGAUUAAUUGCCGGUUCAGAACAGAGUCCAUUUGUUCAAAACAUCGAUAUAAUCUUACCUGCUAGCGGUACAAUCAAGAGCACGUUAACUAAUAUAUCACGAUCUGCUUAUACAACAUCAUAUGUUUAUCAAAGUGGUCUCGAUUUGCAUGGAUCAGCGCAUAAUAUUACAUGGACGCGUAUUGCUGAUACUGUGCAAGCAGGUAAUUAUUCUAUUACACUAGAGGAAUCAGUCGAUUGGCAAAUCGGCGAUGAAUUUGUGAUAACAACAACCGAUACAAGUAUAUCACAUACAGAAAGACAUCGCAUUGCCGGAAUAACAAACAACAGAAUUAUACGUACAACAAAGCCGUUGAGUUAUACUCAUCAAGUUAUUCGACGUUCAUUUUCCAAUGGAUCGUCUGUUUAUAUCGCCGCUGCCGUUGGUUUAUUGACGCAUAAUAUACGCAUCAUUAGCACUGGUGUACAAUCCGAUCGAGCCAGUGUAAAAAUUUCUAUUGUUAACACUUCGUCAAUUUACAGGCCUAACAUCUUCCAUGUUAGUCUGUCAAACGUACAAUUUAUUGGUAUUGGACAGUUCAGCGACUCGUCGUCAGAGAUUGAAAAAUCUGGUAUAUUUAUCAGUAGUAUAAAUGCAUCUAUGUCUGCAUGGCCUACAUAUAUUCGUGGAUGUUCAUUUGAUGGUGGAUUUAACACUGCAGUAAGCCUUAAAAGUACACAUUUCAUGUCGAUUUCAAAUAAUGUUAUCUACAACACAUAUCGAUCGGCACUGACGAUAUUUUCUGGAAGAAAUAAUAUUAUCGACAAGAAUUUGGUCACAACUGUAUAUUGGUCAGGUACAGCUCAAUCUCGUUCAGUAGCGGAAAAGAACACAGACUACGAUGCAGCAAUAACGACUGAUAAAACCACUAGUGUUGUUAUGACAAACAACUUAGUUGCCGGUGUGGAACGAUUAGCUUUUCGUAUCAAGGGUGACGUAUGUCCUGGUGUAAUUAUUCCCAGUUAUAUCAAUAAUACGCAUUCGAACAACGAAGUUCAUUCAGCAAUGGCUGGUGUUAGUAUUUGGCCAGACGAUCGAGGAUCUGUUUUUGAUCGACAAUGCCUUCUCAUCAAAGGCUUCAAAGUUUACAAAGCAUGGUACUACGGUUUGUACAUUAAUUCAAUUCGAAACAUAACUAUUGACUCAUGCACAUCAAUCGACAAUUAUAUCGGCAUAUUCGCGUUUGUCGUUGGACCAGCAGCCGAAUCGCAUCAAAUUUCACGCAGUCGUGUUGUAAUACAAAAUUCAGUUAUCAUUGGAUCAAUAACUCCAAAUGAUUGCAAUGACAAAAUCAAUCUGAGUUCGUCAAAUAUUCAAUAUUCAACGAUAGCGAUGCCGACUGUAUCACAAGAUCCACUUAUAAAUGGAAAUGGUAGUAGGGUUGGUGUUGUAUAUCCACUUUUUUCGACAUCUAAUGGAGCACCUAAACAAAGUUGGACAAACACAAUUUCUAAUCCAUCUCUUGAUGGAUCGACAUCGAUUAGAAAUACGACUAUUGCACUCUUCAAUGAUGUUUGUGGCCGACAUGACACGGUUAUUCAAGUGCCUCAAAGUAAUACUGAUGCGAAAUUUCCUAUUGAAACAUCUUCAAUAUCUCGAUACAAUGUAUCGGAUUCCAACAUAAUCUUUAACGGAGAACCAGAUAUAAAGGAUCGAGAGCCCGCCAUUUGUAAUAAUGGCAUUUAUUGCGAUGGUCGAAAAAAGAAUUUGCUCAAGGAUCUCGACGGCACUAUAUUUAGUGCCCCUACUAGUGCGAUUUCCCAAGCAGAUAUUUUUGGAGAUACGCCAAAUCGUGGUAUUAGUGAUAAUGAGAUCCCGUCUGCGGCAAGAACUGAUUUAUCAGGACAGAAAAUUAAUAUUUCUGUAGAGUAUCCAUAUCGUGGUAUCGCUCGUAGUCUUGCAUGCUCUCUUCAAAAAGCAUUUCCAAUGUAUACUUGCGACUACAAGACUGAUUAUUACUUGUUAAUCAUUGAGAGUAUGGUUUCUGAUGACAAAGACCGUGUUCUCGCACCUGUUGCAAUAUUGUCUGCUAGUGGCUAUAUUGAUCUACUCGCUGGGCCCAGACAUUAUAACUUUCCCUCUACCACCAGUUAUCCGUCACGUUUACCAACAUUUACAGCAAUUGUCCAUUCUGAUAUUACUUAUAAAAUCUAUUUUCAUGAUUACUCGCCACAACACAUACGAUUUCGUUUAAUUAAUGCGAAUCCAUCAGUUAGAUGCAUUGUAGCUGUUUAUUACAACUCAAUACAACAAAUCGAUGUUUAUGCUAAUGGUACAUAUGUAUCACCAACUAAUCGAAAUCAGUCCACUGUACUAACGUUGCUCGAUGAGCCCAAUAAAGUGAAUCUGUCAUCCCCAAUUGGAGCCAACUAUUACGAUAGAACAUAUCGAUUGCUCUAUUUCCUAAUCACUGGUGACACUACAAUCGAAGCAAAAGAAUCAUCACUGCUUAUUCUUGGCUUUGGUUUACGGGCAUUGAAUGAUUCUACAUUUUAUACGGAUAAUGUUGCUAGUAACCUAGCUCACGUGUUCGACUUUGAUCCAACCAAAAUUCGACGCGUGAAAAUCGUCAAAGAAUCUCGCACAGGCCGCAGCUCCGAUAAUGAUGAAUCGAGUAUAUUACUUAUCGAAAUUCGUGAUGAACCUCGACUUUCUUUACAAUCAACUAGUAGCGCUAGCUCGGAAGUCCUGUCGAUUAUUGCUGCAAAAAUCAUCAAUACCUAUCAAUCUGGUGAAUUGACUCAAAACUGGAAAAAUUACAAUAUCACAGGUGAUAUAGUUCCCACUAGUUUGGGCGUUCAAGAACCAUUGAAUGAUUCAAACAUCAACUUACGCAUUAUUAAUCGAACUGAACUUCGCAUAGUACCCGAUCAAUGUCGUCAACAAAGUCCAUGCACUAUUCAACCAGUUAUUUUUGCCUACGACUCGGACGGUAACGUCAUUGAAAAAUUGGGUUCAAACGAUCAUCCUUGGCAAGUUAAAGCUACGAUUGUUAAUCAACCAAACGUCACCUUACCCGGUGCUAUCGCUAAUUAUACAAACGGACAGACACAAUAUACACUUUUUGGUUUGCCAAAUAUUGGUACAUUUGAAGUUCAAUUCGCAUUUAUUAAACCUGAUGGUUCUAACAGUUCAUUUUUUCAAAAUGCGAAUCUUACUGUCCAGACUGACCCUAUCACUGUGACAAAUGCUACUUUAGCUGGUCAACAACUGAACAAUGUCUAUGUGAUUAAUAUUAGUCAAGCAUUUGACAUAUCUAUUCUACUUAUUGAUAACGUCACUCGUCGUCAAAUAGGACAGACUCAAUGGGAUGAUUGGAAAUGGACAGCUAAUGUCACAAUUUAUACUCUUCCGAAAUUUCAACCUCAAGGCACAGUAAUCAAACUUAAUACCUCGAGAUCUUUACUCAGUCGACCAAAUAAACCCGUUACCAUACCUGAUUUGACCAUCGAUGGUCUUGGUAUGUAUAUAUUAAAUGUAUUGUUAGUAUCAACAAAUAAUCAAUAUAUUGUGACCUUGACAUCGAAUGGUAUUCUUGUGAAAAAUGCCUUUAAGGGUACUAGUGGCAUUGAUGACUAUGAGACUGAUAAUUUCGUUACUGAUGUCAACUAUCUGACUAGUAAUAUAACGUUUCUGAAUAAUUAUGAUGAUCUCAAAGCUUCGAAUCAACUUGAAAUAAAACGAGCCAUGAUUUACAAUUAUUUAUCGAGUAUUGGUAUGCCAUUGAUUAGUGAUGUUGUUUUAAAAGAAGGAGAGAUGGUUGUAUUGUUUCAAGUUGAUGCACUUCCUGUGGAUAUUGAUCAAGCAGUAACCACGAUUUUAUCCAAUCCCAAUGUCAUACCUGAUUUAACCGUUUCCUCCGUGAACAUUAACGGUCGUUCGUAUUCAGUUUCGCCCACAAAUCAAAACGUGAAGCCAAAUGACGACAAUAAACCUGGCUUACUGGUUGGUAUCCUUGUGGGUGUGAUUGUUAUCAUUAUCAUAGUUGGCAUUGUAUAUUUUGUCCUGGAGAGAAAACGAAAACAGACGAAAGAUAGAUAUUUACAAGAUAAAAUCGAUAUUCGGCAACCUAUGGAUGAAGUCAUAUAUGAACUCAAAGAACGUCAUCUGGAAGUAGCUGAAUAA